Dujonia railenensis is the source of this 1530-nucleotide messenger RNA. The record is from the annotation of a GenBank genome assembly. Lineage: Eukaryota; Fungi; Ascomycota; Pichiomycetes; Serinales; Debaryomycetaceae.
AUGGAUUCAACCAAAAUCCCACUCUCCCACACGUUAUGGUCCCCCCAUGACACGGUCAAAGAUGCGGCAGAGUCACUAGGCGUGAACUUGCCAGAAGAAGCAGCCAAGAACUUGGCUAUGGACGUGGAGUAUAGAAUCCAUGAAAUCCUAGAAACAGCAAUUAAAUUUAUGAGACAUUCGAAACGUAAGUUAUUGAUGACUUCGGAUAUAAAUUAUGCAUUGAAGAUGUUGAACAUUGAACCAUUGUAUGGAUAUGAUAUAUCGCAGCCUCUUAACUUUAAGGAAGCGCUUGUAGGAGCUGGAGGUCAAACUUUGUAUUAUGUGGACGAUCAUGAGAUCGAAUUUGAAAAGUUGAUCAACCAAGAAUUACCAAAAGUACCAAGACAGACAAGCUACACUGCUCAUUGGCUUGCCAUUGAAGGUGUUCAACCAAUGAUCUCUCAGAAUCCAUUGCCCUCUGAGAUUAAGGCGCUACCACCUAUAAUAAGAGGUGCAACUAGUUCCAUUUUAGGAACCGAUAUCUUGAACGGGGUUUCAGAGAAGGAUUCCAAGGGCUCAGCGGGUGGAUCCAAUGCAGGCUCUGCCAACGGAGCCGCCAAUGGAUCAACUGGAAAGAAGGAGAAGGAAGUCGAGGUCAAGCCAUUGGUCAAACAUGUGUUGUCGAAGGAAUUACAGUUAUAUUUCGAUAAAGUAGCAGAGGUGUUAGUAUCUACCGACCCUGAAAAGGAAAGUUUGAAGUAUGCUGCCCUCACCUCGUUGAAGAACGACCCUGGUUUGCACCAGUUGGUACCAUACUUCAUUCAGUUUGCUGCUGAGCAAAUUACCAAUCAGCUCCGUAACAUUGAAAUUCUAUCCACAAUGUUGGAAGUGAUAUCUGCACUCGUAGAAAACAAAACAAUCUUUUUGGACCCCUACGUACAUGCGUUAAUGCCGUGCAUCUUGACGCUAUUACUUGCGAAGAGAAUCGGACCAGUGAUAAAGGAAACCUCAAGUUCAUCUGACGAAGUCAUCUUUGAGACUUUACAAAAGCAAUUGGCCGUGAGAGAGUUUGCAGCCAUCUUGCUACAACAUAUAAUUAAGGUGUAUGGCUCUUCGUACUCUACCUUAAUGCCAAGAGUUACAAGAACUUUACUCAGGGCCCUUUUGGAUUCCACAAAACCAAUCGGUACCCAUUAUGGUGCAUUGUUGGGAUUGCAGAAUAUGGGGAACGAAGUGAUAAAAUUGGUACUAGUUGGUAAUUUGAAAAUGUGGAGUAAACUGGUGAUUGAAAAUGAAGAUAAGAACGAAAGGGAAAGAGAAAUAUUGCUUAACACCACCUUGGAUACAUUGAGAAAUUUGAAAGUGCAGGCUACGGGAGAAGAAAAAUCUGGCGAAGAUGGUAUGGACAUUGACAGUGAUUCUGAAAUACCAGAUGAUAUUAAGGAGAAGUUGAGUGAUAGACUAGGCGAUUUACUUGCCAAUUUCAUACUUGAACAAAAGGAUGCAAAAGAGAUCGUUAGAGGUAUCUUUUUCGGUGAAUUAAAUGUAUAA